This is a messenger RNA of Adineta ricciae, 801 nucleotides long. The record is from the annotation of a GenBank genome assembly. NCBI's taxonomy places the organism in Eukaryota, Metazoa, Rotifera, Eurotatoria, Adinetida, Adinetidae.
AUGGCUCGUCGAUAUGAUACGCGCGCAACGAUCUUUUCGCCCGAAGGUCGAUUAUAUCAAGUGGAGUAUGCUUUAGAAGCUAUCUCACAUGCCGGUGCAUCAUUGGGUAUUCUUGCUGAAAACGGUGUCGUUUUAGCCGGUGAAAAACGCAACGUUAGCCCAUUGCUUGACGACGUGAAAUAUUCCGAAAAAAUCUAUAAAAUUCAUGAUGAUCUUUGCUGUUCAGUUUCUGGUAUAACCAGCGAUGCAAAUGUCUUAAUCAAUGAACUACGUAUGAUUGGUCAACGAUAUCUAUUGACAUACCAAGAACCCGCUCCGAUCGAAUACAUUGUCUCACAUUUAUGUAACAUUAAACAAGCAUAUACGCAAUUUGGCGGCAAACGUCCAUUUGGUGUCUCAUUUCUCUACAUGGGCUGGGACAAACAUUACGGUUAUCAAUUAUAUCAAUCGGAUCCAAGUGGGAACUAUGGCGGAUGGAAAGCGACCUGCGUUGGUCAUAAUUCGCAAACGGCGAUAUCGAUUCUUAAGCAAGAGUAUAAGAUAGGCGAAACGCAACUGAACGAUGCUUUACGAUUAGCGAUCAGAGUGUUUAGUAAAACGUUGGAUACAACAAAGUUAACCCCUGAGAAGAUUGAAAUAGCUGUUUUACAACAUGAUGAUAAGACCAAUGAAACAACGAUUCGUCUACUCAAAGAUGACGAACUCACAACAUUGAUUAAGCAAUAUGAAGAUGAACAAAGUAAAUUGGAAGCCGAUAGACAAAAACAACAGCAAUCAACAACGGAGAAAGAGAAAAAAUAA